Molecule: messenger RNA, 711 nt
Organism: Penicillium soppii
Lineage: Eukaryota; Fungi; Ascomycota; Eurotiomycetes; Eurotiales; Aspergillaceae
Product: Haloacid dehalogenase type II
Exons: 1
Coding region: 1-711 (236 amino acids)
Molecular function (GO): hydrolase activity, acting on halide bonds, in C-halide compounds
Source: RefSeq, a predicted model, not a curated record
AUGUCCCAACCAAAAAUCAAAGCGGUCUUCUUCGACUUCAUGGGAACAUGUCUAGAUUGGCACGGCAGUGUAGUCAAAGCUUUACUUCCUACUAUUACCCAAGAAGAAGCCUCAAAGCUAGCCCUUGAAUGGCGCCGGCAAUACUUCCUCGAAAACAGCAAUCGUGUCAGUCAAAACCUUCACCCAGAAGAUAUCGAUAUAACCCUUGCCCACACUCUUGAAGUCGUUCUCGACCAGUCGCCCGAGCAUCAACUCCUCUUCGACAGUGAAGCCAAAGCAAAACUCAUUCAAGCAUGGCAUGCCCAGAAGGCGUGGCCUGAGGUUUCAGAAGCAAUUAAGAGUCUUAGAAUCAAACUCGGCCUGGAAGUGUUUGUUCAUGCAAACGGCACGACCCGGUUACAGUUGGACUUGACUCGCUCAUCGGGAUUAGAUUUCAAUAUGCUGUUUUCAAGCCAGCUUUUGGGUUCUUACAAGCCCAACCCGGAGGCAUAUCAGGUAGGGCUACAGCUUGUCAAACUCCAGCCAGAAGAGGUUGUGUUAGUUGCGGCGCAUGCGUAUGAUCUGCGGGGUGCGAAGAAAUGUGGCUUGAGGACUGUUUACGUUCAUCGUUGGACCGAUGACAUUGAUGAAAAUAUGGAUGAGGUUAGAGGUGAAUUUGAUGCGUUUUUGGACAAUAUGGAUGGGCUUGCUGAUGUCAUUGCGGGGUUAUGA